This is a messenger RNA of Cydia strobilella, 3561 nucleotides long. It is a transcript of the gene Wdr24, whose product is annotated as GATOR2 complex protein WDR24. Lineage: Eukaryota; Metazoa; Arthropoda; Insecta; Lepidoptera; Tortricidae. Gene Ontology annotation, biological process: positive regulation of macroautophagy; positive regulation of TORC1 signaling; cellular response to amino acid starvation. The record is from RefSeq and is a predicted model, not a curated record. Gene Ontology annotation, cellular component: GATOR2 complex; vacuolar membrane; cytosol. The coding region runs from base 229 to 2595 and encodes 788 amino acids. The transcript is spliced from 17 exons. Gene Ontology annotation, molecular function: protein binding.
CCAAGACGGACGGAGCGGAUACCUAAUUAUUUUUUGUGUAUAAAUGCGGAAUCUUAUCAUUUUAGCUUAGUUAGUCUUCAUUCUUCAACCUGACUUACUCGAAAGCCCUGUCACCAACCCAACAAUGUGCUAAUGAACACGUAAUACUUCACAGGAUCGAUUGAAGUUAACCACAGUGGAAUAUGAACUGCAUUGCAAGAGUAGUGUUAUUGUUUUUAUGAUCAAAAAAUGAUUCCAUCAAAUACGAUUUGCGUAUCGCAGGAGGGCCCGGCGAACGCGCUGGCUCUUAAUAAAGAUGCAUCUCAAGUGGUCAUAGCUGGAAGAAACGUGUUCAAAGUGUUUGCCAUUGGUGAAACAGAGUUCACGGAGGUGUGCAACCUGCGAGUUGGCAAAAACCUAAACCUCAACUUCUCUUCUAUUGAUGUGGCUUGGAACUCUAUUGAGGAAAACACCAUAGCCACCGCUGCUACAAAUGGAGCUGUCGUGGUGUGGAACCUCGGGCGCUCCGGGCGCUCCAAACAGGAGCAUGUGUUCUCUGACCAUAAGAGGACUGUUAAUAAGGUGAGCUUUCACCUAACGGACCCGGCACUGCUGAUAUCCGGUUCUCAGGAUGGCACCAUGAAGUGCUUCGAUCUACGGAUGAAAGAAGUCGCCAGAACUUUCAUUAGUAAUACAGAAUCAAUACGGGACGUCCAAUUCAGCCCCCACCAGGCACAUACAUUCGCUGCCGUUUCCGAAAAUGGUUCCGUCCAGUUAUGGGACGUCCGUCGUCCCGAGCGCUGUGUGGUACAGUUCACCGCGCAUUCUGGACCGGUGUUCGCCUGUGACUGGCAUCCUACUGCCCCUGCCUUAGCCACGGCAUCCAGAGACAAGACCAUCAAGGUAUGGGACAUACACGGGAAGCCUACGUUAGAGCACACGAUAUACACCAUCGCGUCCGUCGGACAUGUCAAGUGGCGCCCACAUCGCAAACACCACGUGGCAUCCUGCGCUCUAGUGCUAGAUUGCGCCGUCCACGUGUGGGACGUACGUCGCCCCCACGUUCCCUUAGCCACGUUCGCGGAGCACAGAGACGUUGCGACGGCCGUCGCCUGGCUGCCGACGUUAGACGCGUUCCUGUCCACCAGCCGAGACUGUUCCCUAUACCGCCACCGCUUCAACGAAGCGGCUCACCCGGUCCUCUGGGCCAACCCUCAGGGCGUCAGCAUCUCCGCGCGCGGCGAGCUGGCCUCCGCCGUGCCCGAGGCCCCGCUGCCCCCCCUGCCCACGGCCCCCCUCCCCGACGAGAGGCACCUCCCCGGCUUGGGUCGCAAGCAGCCCCGCGCGGGCUCGCUCACGGCGGCCGCGCAGGCCACCCUCGAGCGCGCCUUCCCCGACGGCGCCGCCUCCGUGCUGCGCCGCGCGCGCGCCCCCGCGCAGCCGCUCGCCGCCUGCGCCGCGCAGUACAGGCUGCACGGCGCGCCGCCGCACGAGCUGGCGACGCACAACGCCGAGGUGGCGCGCGCCCACGACCGCCACAUGGUGGGUCACGUGUGGGACGUGGUCCGCUGCGUGUACCGCUCGCGCGCGGCCGAGGCUCGGCGCGCGCCCGCCCCGCCGCCGCCCGCGCCCCCGCCCCGCGCGCCGCCCGUCGCCGCCGUCUCCUACAGUGCCGUAGAAGAGGAACCGAUGGAGGAAGUAGAAGAAUGGGCAGAGAACCAAUUCCACAACAGCGGAGUCCUAGGACUUCCCACACACAGCAUCUACGUGCCGCCCUCUCGACUCCUGCGCCGCGAUGAUGAAACAGCGGGUUGGGUGUCAGCAGCGUCAGCGCACUAUGUGGACGUGGAGGCGGCCAACUGGACACUUCCGGAGGAGGCCUUCCCGCUACGCGCGCCCGCGCACGCCGUCACCCCGCCCCCCACCGACGACCACGCGGGUGGUAUAAUGGCGGGCGGAGCGUCGCCGGGCGGCAGCGCCUCCACCGGCUCGGGGCCGGCCGCGGAGCCCGUCUACAGCCACACCUCCGUACCGCUCGAAGAGACCUCGAACUCCGGCUCGGGCUCCGAAGGCGAGCUGUCGGUCCGCGCGGAGCCCCUGGUGUCGCGGCUGGACACGGCGCCGCUGCUGGCCGCCGCGCUGAAGGCGCACGCGGCGCUCGGCGACGUGCAGACCGCCGCCACCGUGUGUCUCGCUCUGCAGGAGCACAGAUCGGAUCUGUUCCCGUACAUAGACGAGGCGUUACAAGAGCAGUGGCUGCUGGGUUACAUCGAGCUACUGCAUAGGCAUAAACUGUGGAAUGUCGCUACUGAGGUGAUCCGCUGCGCGUGGCUAGGCUCCGUUCGCGCACUGUCCCAACAGUCCACCAGCAUAGCGGCGUGCUGCGGCCGCUGCGCGCGCCGCACGAGGCCGCACCAGCCCUGCGACCGAUGCCACGCGAGGGGGAAGGCGCGAUCUGCACCUGAUCUCUGUGCUGUGUGCCACCAGGUGGUCCUUGGCCUAUACGCCUGGUGCCAGGGCUGCGCGCACGGCGGGCACCUGGCGCACAUGCGCGGCUGGAUGGAGACGCACCGCGUCUGCCCCGCGGGCUGCGGCCACCAGUGUCAGCUGGGCUGAACUGCUCUUAUACGUACCAUGGGAAUGAGAGGGCCACCGCAUUUAAUUUCGCCGCUAGGGGCGCUAGUGUAGGUCUAUCAAAAUGUCAAAAAAAAAAAAAAACAGACAGUUACAGUCCAUAGUUGUUAGUAUGCAAAGAAAUUUUGGUAGUUUCGAGCUUUGUUAUCGGGGAAUUUUCACUCCUCAUUCAUAAUGAGGGCUAUCGUUUUUUUGCUCACCAGUUGGCGCCUCUGUUGAUGGUGGUCCAAAAGACUAAAGAACAGCUGUCAGUCAUUGAAGUGACAAGUGACAUUUGACAUUUCGAACGAUGGAAAAGACCACCAUCUACACUAGCGCCCCUAGCGGCGAAUUCAUACGCGUUAACCCUCAUUGUGGUAAAUCUUUGUCCAUCUUUGAUUAAUCAUGGUAAAGCUAUUAUUUGGUUCAGGUACAAUUUGGGACUACAAUUUUUAUACACGAAUUCAAUAUCUAUCAUACCUUUUUUGACAAUAGAUUAAUUGUCAUGAAAAAGCAGAAUGACCCUUAUAAGCUUAUUAAUUAUUCAUCUAGCUAGCUAAAUGCAUGCCAAGUUUCAUACUUUCUGCCGAAUAGCACUAGGAAACUAAGUUAUGACUUAGUGAUUACACAAAAUAGCUAUUGCUAAUCAUCAAGUCCCAGAGACAUUUUUGCAGAAUUGAAUUUGGAACCUUAGUUCGUUAAUUUUGUUCUUUUAAAAGGACAUCGGGACUUAAAAGGAUUACAUGAGCAAAGUUGGUGCUAUUUCCUAUUAUUAAGUAACUCAACCCCAUUUCAAUUUGUGAUGAUCAAAAGUUCAAUGUUGCUCAAUAAUGAACUCUAUCACUUUGGCAAUAGUUGUUUUCAGAUAUUGUGUAAGACUAGUCACACAUCCUAGUCUUGGUUUAUUGGUUUUUUUAAUAGUAAGACAACCGUGAUUUCAUAAUUAAAUUUUGUGUUAAUGGUUAAACC